This is a messenger RNA of Lolium rigidum, 498 nucleotides long. Its product is annotated as zinc finger protein ZAT18-like. The transcript has a single exon. Lineage: Eukaryota; Viridiplantae; Streptophyta; Magnoliopsida; Poales; Poaceae. The record is from RefSeq and is a predicted model, not a curated record. The coding region runs from base 1 to 498 and encodes 165 amino acids.
AUGGAGGCGGCCAGAGGUAAUGAUACACGGUCGUCGACGGCGACGCUGCUGCAGCUGCUGCUGACCCUGUCGUCGCCGGCAGCGGCGAGCAGGGCCAUCGACAAGAAUAAGCGGGUGCGGCUGCCGGCCGAGCGCGGCGGCGAGUUCAAGUGCCGGACGUGCGGCCGCCGGUUCGCCACGUUCCAGGCGCUGGGCGGCCACCGGACCAGCCACAAGCGGCCGAGGGUGCGCGCCCAUGGCCUAGACCUUCUGCUCGGCGCUCGCCCAGGUAAGGCGAGGGGGCCCGUGGCGCACCGGUGUGGCACUUGUGGCCAGACGUUCCCGACGGGGCAGGCCCUCGGUGGGCACAUGCGCCGCCACAGGCCCUUGUCGUCCGUAGGCGCCGCCGCCGCCGCCUCUUCGAAGUGGACGGAGGCGGACACAUCAUCGUCGUCGACGUCCGACUUGUCUUUCCAGCCUGAUGAGGACGCGUUUCCUACCUUUUUCGAGUUUAUAUGA